Molecule: messenger RNA, 1350 nt
Organism: Clonostachys solani
Lineage: Eukaryota; Fungi; Ascomycota; Sordariomycetes; Hypocreales; Bionectriaceae
Source: the annotation of a GenBank genome assembly
AUGCCACGGCGGUCAUCAAUCGACCCUACAUCACCCGAGAGUAUGGGAUUGCCUGAAACUGACCCGAUCCCAAUUGUUACGCGCGGCGACAAGAAAGGCAAACGACCAGCAGACGCACCCCCGCCCUGCCCAUCACCAAGAAAACGACCAAACUCUUUGAGAAGGAAAUCUAGAAAACCCUCGGGCGCUGGACCAUCAAGAGGCCAUGGCGAAGGAGGGGACGGCCAAGAGGACGAGGAUGACGGUGAUGACAGCGAGGGCCCGGGCGAUGAUCCUACCGCAAGCCUGGGCGGCGACGCUCGCUUCUGGGCGUGCCCCUUCUAUAAGUGGAAGCCGUAUCUGUAUUACCGAUGUCACGGUAAAUACGAGCUCCGCCGCCCGGGAGACGUGAAGCUUCACAUGCUCAGAUGCCACUCCCUGCAACAGUACUACUGCGAGAAUUGCUGGGAGGAAUGGAGGGACUACCAAUCAUGGGAAGCCCACCACCGGCCGCCGAGGCGUUGCAUCACCAUGCCAAGGCCAGAUGAGCUGGACCCAAGGGAAGCUGCGCUUCUCAGGACAAUGCCUCGCGGUCUCAAGGAAUUGGAUAAAUGGUACUGGAUGUGGGACACCCUUUUCGUCGGCCACCAGCCUCCUGACUCGCCUUAUGUGGUGGAGGGUAUUGGCGAGCCUGCGACUGUGAUUGCCCGCGACAUUCAGCUGGCACUCGACGGGGGGCUUUCGCGAGUCAUUCAGGAAACCCUCUCAAUUUCCAUGAGUUCUUCUCAGGCGGCCUUGGUCGCAGGCCGGAUUUUCUCCUUGGUGUCGACCGCGCCUCAAAACGAGCCCCAGGGUCCAAGGACGUUGGCAGGUUCUGAGGACGUUGAUGUCCAGGAGAGGAUCCCAAGCGCAAGAUCGUAUGCCUCUGCGAACUGCUCGACUCGUAGGUUGGGAAACAUGGCGACACCGCUCCAGUACUUGGAGUAUCACGCUCAAGAUCAGGUCGAGUAUGAGCAUGAUGCCGGCCCCAGCAAUCCGCAACACUUCCACGACGUCCCGCAAGUCACCGUCGACGCUCCGACGGAGCCUGUAGAGGAUUUCAGCACCUAUGAAUCCUCACAAGCUGGAAGCUAUGAUGUCCAUGAACGGUACUAUCUAAACUCUUUGGGGCUCGAGGAUAUGAGCUUUGCAACUUCGCCGGUCUCGAACCAAGGCACAAUUUUUCCAGAGAGGUUUGAUGGUGGCGCGGGAUCUGAUGUGGGUGAAAGCUUGAUGCAGAGGAUGGAUAUGAGGCCUCCUGCCGGGCAUGGAGAUUCGCCUUUCGGAUCCUGGCAGAAUGAAGCGCGAGAUGCCCUGGGCGAUGGUUUAUGA